GGAUAAUAUGUCAAUGGCAGUAAAUUUAAGUUUAUUACUUUCAAUGGUAUUUUUAGUGCAAUCGUAUAACCGCACCAUUAACAAUUCGCAUAUUGAGAAGAUGUUGCAGCUAGAAACCGAUGAUCCCACAUCUGAAUUCACCUUCCUCAUUGCCGGCGGCCUAAGAAAUCCGGUAAUUAUGAAGAAAUUCUUGCCCUACAUGGUGUCAAUACGAUCACGAAAUCCACAAAAAUACUUUGGUGAUAAUCAUUUUUGUUCGGGAACCAUAUUCGGAAAGGAUUUGGUGCUGACAGCAGCCCACUGUGUUAUGGACAAGCGUCGUGUUUUGACCAAACCCCGUAGACUACUUUUGGUAGCUGGUACCCCAAAUCGCGUUGAACCUUCAAAUACUACAGUCCAGUAUCCGGCACGCUCUCUUACAGCUCAUACGAAUUUUGUGCGCAAGAAUCGAAACGAUAUAGCGGUUAUACGCCUAAAAGGUGAAGUACCGGAAAAAAGUGAUUCCAUAAAAGCCAUAAAACUGCCUAGUGGACCACCGCCUUAUGGCAGUCAAUGUAUAGUACUGGGAUGGGGUAGAUUGUGUAGGGAUGGUCCUUUGUCCGGCUUCGCUACACACCUUAGAGUUAAACUCUAUACCCCGGAGGAAUGUCAGCGAAAGUUACCCAACAAAUUCAAAGUAGGAAUGCUGUGUGCCGGCGAAGACAGGCCCUUUAAACAGGAUCCCUGCCGUGGCGACAGUGGUGGACCUCUUAUUUGCAAUGAUACCCUGACUGGAAUCAUAUCCUGGACCAUAGGUUGUGGGAGUUUCUAUGCGGCCAGCUUGUACACCGAUGUCUGGUAUAAUCGUCAAUGGAUAGAUCAGCAUAUAAGCAAAGCGUAUCAUUUAAAGCCACAUUACUUCGUGUAUGACUUACUUUUGUUGCUGUGGAUAUUGUAGUUGAUUUAAUAGAAGAUAACAAGUAAAAGCGAGCUAAGUUCGGCCGGGUCGAAUCUUGGGAACCCACCUCCAUGGAUUCUGUUAAAAAUUUAUACAAAAUAAAUUUAGUUGAAGGGCAUAAU
Stomoxys calcitrans (stable fly) is the source of this 1059-nucleotide messenger RNA. RefSeq names its product trypsin-like. The record is from RefSeq and is a predicted model, not a curated record. The coding region runs from base 8 to 937 and encodes 309 amino acids. NCBI's taxonomy places the organism in Eukaryota, Metazoa, Arthropoda, Insecta, Diptera, Muscidae. Gene Ontology annotation, molecular function: serine-type endopeptidase activity. The transcript is spliced from 3 exons. Gene Ontology annotation, biological process: proteolysis.